Brassica napus (rape) is the source of this 4036-nucleotide messenger RNA. RefSeq names its product autophagy-related protein 18h-like. NCBI's taxonomy places the organism in Eukaryota, Viridiplantae, Streptophyta, Magnoliopsida, Brassicales, Brassicaceae. Gene Ontology annotation, molecular function: protein binding. Gene Ontology annotation, cellular component: cytoplasm. The record is from RefSeq and is a predicted model, not a curated record. Bases 1118 to 3736 code for a protein of 872 amino acids. The transcript has 8 exons. Gene Ontology annotation, biological process: response to starvation; autophagy.
UUUGUCAACUGUUUCUUUCUAUUAGAAAGGCCCAAAUGGGCAUACUACAAAGGAGUUACAGACAUCCCAAUUCUCAUUAAUACAAACGCGUCUCUUCGAAGUAAGUCUUCAACACGCGUCCUUUUCUGUAUGUUACAUGAGAUGAGACGAUAGCCAAAUUAGGGUGACACGUGUCCCUGAACACCACGCGUGGGAUGAGAAAUCUGAGACGCAACCUCACCGGCGAACCGCCGUCUUCCAGAGCUUUGUCUCCGGGAACUAUUUGAAACUCCUUUGCUUCUUAUCUUUCGUUCAACCGUCACUUUAGUUAGAACCACCAUCAACGCUGCCGGAUAAUAAACCUGGGAAUACUCAGUUGAUCUAAUAGAAGAUUUUACCGGACCACCUUCGAUAUAGAGAAGAUGCUGAUUCAUCUAGAUCUCCAUCAUAACCAACCAAAAUCAAUCCAACAUCACAUCUUCCUUUCCAUCUAGGAUACUUUACCCAUAAACUGAUUUAGCGACUCCAACAAAAGAGAGAAGAGGAGAGUCUUCCUAAGCGAACAUGAUUUUGCUAACGAACUGCGAAAGAUAAGGAUUACGGUAUUUACAAUGAUCCCUUUCGAAGAACAUGGAAACAUCUUUGAAACUUUGCUUCGACUGAUAUCGGAUACACCACAAAAGUCGCCACUGCGAAGACUAGAUCCGCUAAUCGGUAUAAAAGAGAUUCGCCGAGCGAAAGUUAUCUACAAACAAAAAACAAAAGAUAAAAGGGGUUGGUGCCGCCACUUCUUUGAUGAAAGUUCUAGAGAGAGGUCAGAGGAAAGGAAAGAAGUGAGAGGUUUUUUUUUUUUUUUUGGGUCAGACUGUAAUUAUUAAUUUUUUUGAAACAAAAUCGAAGUGAAAAAUAAGAACCGUUUCAACCUUUUCUUCUUCUACUUUCAUCUCACAAGGUCAACAAGAAAACCCAAAUCCAAACUCCACCGCUAAUUCAAUUAACAAAAAAAAAUGGCGAAGCUAACGAAUUGAAAGAUCUCCUCCCCUACUUCCCACCCCUUCCUCGUCGUAUGCUGUUUUCUCAAUCGCUUUUCGUCUUCCGGUGACCGAGAAUCUCUUGUAAAACAAGUUGACGUAUUACUAUGAAGAGCAGCAGCACCAAGGCCAAAAUCAACAUCAACAACGGAGUUAAUCACCAGACGACCAAUGGCUUUCUGCCUAAUUCGCUAAAAUUUAUCUCUUCCUGUAUCAAAACCGCUUCCUCCGGCGUACGCUCAGCUAGCGCUUCCGUCGCUGCUUCUCUCUCGCCCGAUUCUCAGGAGCCUAACGAUCAGCAGGUGUUGUGGUCAUCCUUUGAUAGAUUACACACGAGUGAAUCUUGUUUCAAGAACGUUCUUCUACUCGGUUACGCCAACGGGUUCCAAGUCGUUGAUAUCGAUGAUGCAACCAAUGUCAGUGAGCUUGUGUCGAGGCGGGAUGACCCCGUUACGUUUCUUCAGAUGCAGCCUUUGCCUCCUAGAUGUGGAGGAGUCCAAGGGUUCAGAUCAUCGCAUCCUAUACUUUUAGCAGUUGCUGAUGAAUCCAAUGGCUCAGUUAGAAAUGUUUAUGAUGAUCCUCUUGCACUCUCCCCCACGGUUGUGCGGUUCUAUUCACUUAGAUCUCACAACUACGUUCAUGUUUUGAGAUUCCGUUCUUCUGUUUAUAUGGUCAGAUGCAGUCCCAGGAUUGUAGCUGUUGGCCUUGGUUCACAGAUUUACUGUUUUGAUGCGCUUACACUGGAAAACAAAUUCAGCGUGCUCUCGUAUCCGGUUCCUCAGCUUGGAAACCAAGGGAUAUCUGAGGUCAAUAUCGGAUACGGUCCGAUGUCUGUGGGACCGAGAUGGUUAGCUUAUGCUUCCAACAGUCCUUUUUCAUCUAGUAUAGGUCGCCUGAGCCCUCAGAAUGUUACACCUGGCGUCAGUCCUUCUACGUCGCCGAGUGGCGGUAAUCUAGUGGCAAGGUACGCAGUGGAAUCUAGUAAGCAUCUGGCAGCGGGUUUACUCAGUUUGGGUGAUAAGGGUUACAAGACUAUAUCUAAAUACUGUCAAGAUCUCAAGCAUGACGGUCCUAGUUCUUCUCUUUCGUCCAGUCCUGGCUGGAAAGUUGGUCGGGCUGCAUCUUCAGCUGAGUCAGAUGUUGCCGGAACGGUUAUUGUCAAGCAUUUUGAAUCUCGAGCCACUAUAGCACACUUCAGGGCUCACACUAGUCCAAUAUCGGCGCUUUGUUUCGACCCAAGUGGCACUCUAUUAGUAACGGCCUCGAUCCACGGUAACAAUAUUAACGUUUUCCGGAUUAUGCCUUCAAAGAAUGGUCAAACCUAUGAUUGGAGCUCCGCACAUGUGCCUCUUUACAAACUACAUCGUGGCAUGACAUCAGCUGUAAUACAAGAUAUUUGCUUUAGCAGCUACAGUCAAUGGAUUGCUAUUGUGUCAUCUAAGGGAACCUGCCAUAUUUAUGUUUUAUCCCCUUUCGGUGGAGAAAAUGUUCUUGAGAUACGGAACUCUCACGUCGAUGGACCAACGCUUGCUCCAACCUUGUCCCUGCCAUGGUGGUCGAGUCCAUCGUUUAUGACCACCCAGUUUUUGUCUCCACCGCCAGCAUCGGUAACUCUUUCUGUUGUUACCCGAAUCAAAUGCAACAAUUUCUUCCAUGCUGCAAGUUCCGUUGUGGGAAAACAAACGUCCUUCCCUUCUGGCUGUCUCGCUGCUGUUUUCCAUCAAUCCGUGCAGUCGUCAACUCAUGCCUUGGACUAUCUACUGGUUUACACUCCAUCCGGUCAUGUAGUUCAGUACAAACUUGUUCCAUCUCUUGGAGGAGACCAGCCUGAGAGCAAUUCUCGAAUUGGAGGAGUAGCUGAAGAGGAACUGAGAGUGAAAGUCGAACCUCUUCAGUGUUGGGAUGUCUGCCGGAAAACAAAUUGGCCUGAGAGAGAGGAGAACAUAUGUGGACUUACUUUCGAUGGACGGAAAAUUAGUGAAGAUGUAGCGAGGCCUCUGCACGUUUAUCUUGCUAAUGCAGAGGUGAUGAUAAACUCCGGAAGAAAACCAAUCUGGCAAAACUCAGAGAUAUCUUUCUAUCCGAUGUUAAAUGAUGGAAAGAAGAUGAAUUUGCAUCAUCAUCAUGGAGGCGGGGAGAUCGAAAUCGAGAAAGUAUCUGCAAAUGAGGUUGAUAUCAGAAGGAAGGAUCUGCUUCCGGUGUUUGAUCAUUUUCACAGUGUGUAUUCUAGUAUGCGCAGAGGAUUUUAUGUGGAAAGAGAUUCAGAUUCUUCUUCUUCUUCUGAUCCUCCUGGACAAGUUAAAGCAGGUAUGGCUUACACCGAGAGUGAGGAAAGAAGUGGAAGUAUAACAUUCAAACAACCCGUGGUUUCGAUUUCUUCUGCUGUGAAAGACAGCGACUAUACUAUAGACGAUGCUCAUAUGUUGCUAAAGAACGCCUCCCUGCCCGCUGAAACAACUAUUGAAAACAGCAGCGGGACAAGUGGAGAUUCAAAUGUAAGUUUUAACCGUUCUGAUCUGAGCUUGAAUGCAGAAGGAGAGGAAAGUGAGGAGGGAGCCAUUGAUGGCUCCCCAGAUUUUCAGCUGUUUUUCGAGGAAACUGCUAAAGAAGCAGAGGACAAGGAUGAUCCAUCUGAUCAAAGAAAACUAGAUGAUGAUAAUGAUGAUGAUGGUGACGACGAUGAUGACAUGCUUGGUGGUGUUUUCGCUUUCUCUGAAGAAGGUUGAGCUUGGUUUAUGUUAUGGCCAAGCUCCAGUGGAGAAGUCACUUACUAAAUCCCGUUUGCUGCAAACUUACUCACUGAUGAAUCUUAAUUCCCUGGGAAAACAUUCAAAAUCAAUUCACAUUUUAUCAUCUGUUUCUGUAAAUGCUUGUAAAUCGAUUAUUCGUAAUCAACAGUCUUUCUAUUUGCAUGGACUGCUUUUCUUUGUUUCUUUUGUAAUUUUCUUCACGUGUAACUCUCUAUUCAUUCAUCGGGAAAAAAAAAAAGGAAAAAUAGAAUAAAGAUUUAUUUCGUUUGGGUUUUA